Molecule: messenger RNA, 426 nt
Organism: Colletotrichum chrysophilum
Lineage: Eukaryota; Fungi; Ascomycota; Sordariomycetes; Glomerellales; Glomerellaceae
Exons: 3
Coding region: 1-426 (141 amino acids)
Source: RefSeq, a predicted model, not a curated record
AUGAAAGCCGCCAGGCUUCUGUUCGAAAUCAAAGACGUCCGCGACGAGCUGAACAUUCUCAGAACCAUUGUCGAAUAUCAACAGAAGGUGCAGCUAGGCUUGAAUGGUAUCGUGCCCGAGUAUCAACAAAUGAUGCAGCUAGGCUUGAAUGGUAUCGUUCCAGGUAUCGCCUUCGCUAACAGCGUCGAUUGGGAUGAGGAUGAGACAGCCAAGUACGUUGCAAACGAUAUCGAAGAGCUCGAUAGGCUUGCCAAGAAAACCGAAGAGGCUUUGAAUACAACAAUCACAAUCUACGAGAGCGAGAUUGGGAACCUGCAGGCAAAGGAGGCUGCGGAACAGGGCAAAAGAGUAAUGGUGUUUACUCUUGUAACUGUCUUCUUUUCGUUGUGCCUCUGCCAUUUCUUCAUGCCGCCAACGGGCAUGUGA